GUAAGAUUGUGAUGGUUGGCAGCGAGGGUGAGGGAGGGGGGCGGACCCUGCUGGUCCUGGCACUGCUGCUGGCCCUCACAGCUCCUGCUGCUGCUGUACACUUGUCCUGGUGUAGUGAUGAGUGGUGAGGCUGGGCAUGAGGAGGUGAUGACGGGGGUUGAUGGUGGCCGUGAGGCACCACCUCCACCACACUAUGCAUGCUUUGGUGCAAGACACAUUUUGGCUUUGAUGGGUUUCGUGGGCUUUGCUAAUGUGUAUGCCAUGCGAGUUAACUUGUCUGUAGCCAUUGUUGCUAUGGUUAACAAUACAGCUAUUCCACAUACAAAUAUCACUGAAGUAGAUGUGUGUCAGACUCCUGUUGACAACUCCACUCAAGUUUCUGAGGAUGGUGAAUUCAUAUGGAAUGAAUAUGAACAAGGAAUGAUCUUGGGAUCUUUCUUCUGGGGCUACAUAUUGACUAAUAUACUUGGAGGACGAUUAGGAGAAUUAAUAGGUGGCAAAAUUGUGUUUGGUGUUGGUGUUCUUAUCACAUCUGUAUUGACCAUCCUAACACCAGUGGUGGCACGAACAAGCACGCCAUUACUUAUUGCCCUUCGUGUAGUGGAAGGUUUAGGCGAGGGUGUAACUUUCCCAGCGAUGAACUCACUGAUGGCCAAGUGGGUUCCUCCCCUCGAACGAAGCAAGAUGAGUUCCCUUGUAUAUGCUGGAGCUCAGUUUGGGACUGUGAUAUCACUUCCAAUCUCUGGUUUAUUAUGUCAGUCAUCUUUCCUUGGGGGCUGGCCAGCAGUCUUCUAUGUGUUUGGUGUGCUGGGACUACUUUGGUUCUUACUCUGGAUGCUUCUGAUCCAUAACACUCCUGAGUCACAUCCCAGGAUAUCCUUGGAAGAGAAGAUUUACAUUCAGACAUCACUUGACCAGACAACAAGCAACACAAAAGUUGCAGCCAUUCCGUGGCGGCAUAUUCUAAGAUCUCUGCCAUUCUGGGCCAUCUUUGUGGUGCAUAUAGCACAAAACUGGGGGUUCUACACUCUGCUAACUGAGCUGCCUACAUAUAUGAAGAACAUUUUGCAUUUUAAUAUAGCUCAUGAUAGUUUUGUAUCCGCUUUGCCCUAUCUGUUGAUGUGGGUGUUCAGUGUUGUUGCAGGACAGGUUGCCGACUACUUCAGGGCACGAGGCACCCUCUCUACCACAGCUACCCGCAGAAUCUUCAAUAGUAUUGGCAUUUAUGGUCCAAUGGUUUGCAUCAUCCUGACUGGCUAUGCUGGCUGUAACAAAAAUAUAGCAGUUGCCUUACUUUGUGGAGCUGUAGGCCUCAAUGGAGCUGUGUAUUCUGGCUACAUGAACUCUCACCUGGAUAUUGCUCCCAACUUUGCUGGUACACUUAUGGGCAUCACCAACACUGCUGCUACCAUCCCAGGGUUCUUGGCUCCUCAGCUGGUUGGAUAUCUCACUAAUGGAAAGGAAACUGUGGGACAGUGGAAGUUAAUAUUUUGGAUAGCUGGCAUAGUGUACUUUGUAGGAAACACAUUUUACGUAAUAUUUGUGUCUGGAGAAGAACAGUAUUGGAAUGAUAUUGACAAAGCACAUGGCUACUCCAGAAUACAUGAGGCAGCACACACAGGACAGUAUGGCUCUCUUGCCAACCAACAAGAUGAUGCAUCACACUCUCGAGGAAUCUCUGCCGAUGGAGCAACAACCCCUACAACAUUUUCGAAGAUAUUUUAGGCAAUCAUAUUUUUAAUACUGUACAGUAUAAUUUUAUGUACUGAAUGUGCAGUUAUAUAACUUAUAUUAAUUAACCAAAUAUUUAUGAUGUAAAAUUAUUAUUUUACAAUGUUUUGAAAUGGGUGCCAUGAAUUUAGAUGGAAUUACUAAUUUUUAUGUUCUUGAUCUUUAAUGCAAAUGUUGCAAUUGAAAAUUCUUAAAUUAUACUAAUUUACUUUAAAAUUGUCAUGAAUGUUGUCAUUAAUUUAAUUUUUAUUUGGCCGUCAGCAAUGAGCAAUCACACAUGUACAGAUUUUUAGUCUAAAAUAAAGUGAGAUACAGAGUUG
Procambarus clarkii (red swamp crayfish) is the source of this 2051-nucleotide messenger RNA. RefSeq names its product sialin. Gene Ontology annotation, cellular component: plasma membrane. Gene Ontology annotation, biological process: transmembrane transport; monoatomic anion transport. The record is from RefSeq and is a predicted model, not a curated record. Gene Ontology annotation, molecular function: transmembrane transporter activity. Lineage: Eukaryota; Metazoa; Arthropoda; Malacostraca; Decapoda; Cambaridae.